Messenger RNA from Striga asiatica, 417 nucleotides. The record is from the annotation of a GenBank genome assembly. NCBI's taxonomy places the organism in Eukaryota, Viridiplantae, Streptophyta, Magnoliopsida, Lamiales, Orobanchaceae.
CAAAGGGAGAAAAUGGGCGCAGCACAGGCGAUGAAGAGAAUCCCACGCAUCAAAUUUCCUCAACGGCAUCUUAAAUCCUCUGGUGCUACACGCCAGGUUGAUGAAAUAUCCGCAAAUAAUGACAUUCAUAAGAAUGAAGAUCUUGUUAAAAAGUUCUUCUCGAGGGCCCCAUCCAGCUUGUCAGUUGGGGGAAAGGCUUCUGAUCAGCCCAAAAGAACGCCAGUCUCUCAAGAAGAGAUUGAAGCCAUCAUGGGUCAAAAUGAUUUGGGUUUUACCAGCAGAAGAAUAUUUUCGCUUCUGUAUAUUGACCUUUCAAGCAGCUUAAUUGUAGCAGAAGAUGGCAUUUUUUUUAUGAGUUACGUAGGAAUGGGGAUGCGUAUUGUUGGGUGGCUGUAUCUGACUCCACUGGAGCCUUGA